Molecule: messenger RNA, 653 nt
Organism: Eruca vesicaria subsp. sativa (arugula)
Lineage: Eukaryota; Viridiplantae; Streptophyta; Magnoliopsida; Brassicales; Brassicaceae
Source: the annotation of a GenBank genome assembly
CAGAACCAAGAGAGAAGAUUUAUUUGCUCUUCUUCUUCUGUGUAUUGUUUUUACAGGUUCCCAGAUUCUCAGACAGUUGAACCACAUGAAUCAUCAAAUUGACUCAGUUGUCUCCAAUGGUGCAGGUAAGGUAAAAGAGCCGAGGGUAAUAUCUCCGGGAGGAUCAAAAACCGAAGAGAAGCAAAGUCAGGGUGCUACUUAUCAGACUCAUGACAUGGAUCAAGUUGGUAGAGAGAAGCCUCACGGAGAUGUGAACAUGGAAGCUUCCAUAUCAGCAGAAGAUGUGAUAAGAGCUGGAGGUUUUGGUGCUAAAGACGACAUUGGAAGCUUCCUUCCCGUGGCAAGUGAUUCCACUGACUUUGAAGAAUCACUCCGCUCUGCACGUGACUACGAAGAAGCUCAACCGGCUGUUCAAAGACCUGGUCUUGGCUGGCCUAAAGAAUAGAAUCUUUCUCAGUGAUUUGCUUGUUUCUAGUUCUUGUUAUGUCGAUGGCAAAGUUGGAUUAAUUCAAAUUAAGAGAACUCUCUUGUUCUUGCUCUGCUUUUGCCAAAACGUUUUCAUGGAUUUUUCUACUUUUUUUAUUUGAUAAGGUUAAGUAGUCGGUGAGAUCCAAUACACUUUUUCAUAAAUAAAAUAUUUUUAUCUACGCGAG